Molecule: messenger RNA, 1830 nt
Organism: Cyphellophora attinorum
Lineage: Eukaryota; Fungi; Ascomycota; Eurotiomycetes; Chaetothyriales; Cyphellophoraceae
Exons: 1
Coding region: 1-1830 (609 amino acids)
Biological process (GO): cytoplasmic translational initiation
Cellular component (GO): guanyl-nucleotide exchange factor complex; eukaryotic translation initiation factor 2B complex
Molecular function (GO): guanyl-nucleotide exchange factor activity; translation initiation factor activity
Source: RefSeq, a predicted model, not a curated record
AUGGCGCCAUACGCUACCAGCACGCCGUAUACCGGCUUCCAAGCACUUAUAUUAUGCGGACCCGGACUAAGCAUGAACACCUUCACGAGUGUCCCCUCAGAGUUUCCAAAGGCACUAGUACAGAUCGCCAAUCGACCCAUGGUAUGGUAUGUGCUUGACUGGUGCUAUCGAUGUGGCCUCACAGACAUUACGUUGAUCACUCCUCCCGAUGCAAAGGACGUGCUAGCCGCAGCGCUUGCUCAAGAGCCACAUCUUACCUCACUGCCGUCGCCAUCGCCUGAUCUGCUCGCACCGGCGGACCUGAAGUUCGAGACUGCCACAGCCGAGCUACUGAGAUUACCAGAAGUCCAGAGAGCAAUCAAGUCGGAUUUUGUAUUACUGCCAUGCGAUCUGAUUUGCGAUAUUCAUGGAGAGUCAUUCCUCGACACAUACCUCACUAGCAUUGGAGGCCUCGCCGGAACCGGAAUCUCGACCGAUGAGCACGACCCUCAGCGGCCAGUGACAUUCGGCUCGGGAGGCGAGAGCAGUGGUCGACGUGGUGGCCUGUCGAUCUGGUACAAUACAGCAAAGCGUGAGGAGAGCGUCAAGAAAGAGGAAUGUGACUUUCUGGCCACAGUACAAUUCAAGCCAGACGUCACCUCAGAAUUCUACAAAGGCAAGGCUAGCAACUUUCCUGGAUUGCUCCGAAAUCUUGUCUGGACAAAGCCAAUGUCAGACCUCCUGGAGGGAGAAACAGUACGCGUUCGAUCGUCGGUACUGAACAAAUACGGGUAUAUCAAAUGCUUUACUCAAUACCGAGACGCUCAUAUCUAUCUCCUGCCCUAUUGGGUCAAAGAGUACGCAAAGAUCAACGAAGGCUUCAUAUCCUUCACGGAGGACCUCGUCGGGACUUGGGCGCAGUCAGACUGGAGGAAACCGGCCUACCGAGAGAAGUAUGGAUCCAACAAGAUCUUCGCCCCAAAGACGACCGCAACAGAUAUUGACCAGAAGAUUGAUCGUCCGGUGGAAGAAGAAGUCGAUCUCCUCUUCUACUCAACUAUCCAGACCUCGCCUCGCCCCGGCAAGCCCACCGAAGCUGCAACAGAAUCGAAUGUCGCCUCACCUCGGCAGUCCAACACCCUCCCAUCACUUAAUUCGACCGGCGAAUCCACAAGACCCGCAACAGAGGUCAAGCUUGCCUCGCGUGUGCAGGCCAACCCAGAGGACAGCAUUCUCUCCGACACCAUCAAUCCGUCCACAUCAGAAACAGUUGCGAGUAUGCCCACAAUAACCGCCUUUGUCCUCGAUAAUGGCGGUGCAGCGCCCCUUGUCCGGCGCGUCGACACCACACCACUUCUUCUUUCCGUCUCCCUCCUCCUCGCCAAAAGACCCAGCAUCGAAGAAGAUGCGAAAGCCGGCAAGUCCACAUCGUCACCCUUCGCUCACGCCUCAAAGAUCCACGCCACCGCCUCGAUUGCCCAACAGGUCACCAUCCAGCGCAGCGACUGCCUCGUCGGCGCCAACACCACCAUCGCCACACGCUGCGUCAUCAAGAACAGCGUCAUCGGCGCCAAUGUCACCCUAGGCCAACGUACGCGCAUCACAGGAUCAGUGGUCAUGGACGGUGCAACGAUUGGUGAAGGGGUCGAGUUGAAUGGCACAGUGAUCGGAAAGAAGUGUAGGUUGGGCGACCGCGUCAAAUUGACCUCAUGUGAAGUCGCAGACGGCUAUAUGCUGGCCGAUGGAACUCAGGAAAAAGACGAGAAGUUUAUGGUUGGCGGCCUAGAGGCCGAUGAUGAUGAUGAUGAGCUCCCAGAGAGCGCGGAUUCCAACAGCGCUGAAGAGGAUUAG